Durusdinium trenchii is the source of this 2696-nucleotide messenger RNA. The record is from the annotation of a GenBank genome assembly. NCBI's taxonomy places the organism in Eukaryota, Dinophyceae, Suessiales, Symbiodiniaceae.
GCUGAACUGGCGGUGCCUUUGCAAUGCCACACAAGAUUGUUGUCAUGAAGCAUUGAGCCAUGGUCUUCGAGGACAUUGAGAUACCUCAAUUUUCAGACCUGAAGCCCGCGGUGGUGGAUGCUGCGGUGCGGAAAAAUCCUGCAAAAUGGAAGGAACGAAACAAGAGGCGGGCCCAAAGCCGGAAGAAUGCCAAGAACCCGCCCACCUGGGAAGUUCAACAGGUAGCCAAGCCACCCGAGGUUGAGGGGCCAAAGAAGGAGAUUGAUCUGAAAGCGAAGGUCAGCGAUGUGAAGCCUACAAAAGCUCAGGAGCCGGAAGAGAGGGUAGAGGAGUCGGUGGAGGACGAGACCACGGCCUCGCGACGAAGGCAGGGAAAGACCAUGCCGGGUGGGUACUAUGUGCGUUCUUUGGAUGAGGUCCACAAGCAGACCAUGCGUGCCUUCAACGUUCGACUUACAAAGCCCUAUCAACGUGUCGUGCCAUCCGAAGAGGAGGAGCUUCCUCCUCUUGAGCCAGAGACAGCAGAGGCUGAGAAGGAAGAGGCUGAGGCGAGUUCACGAUUGCCUUCUCGAGCAGCACGCUUGGCAGAGCAGCGGCUGCGCCAAUCGCAGGAAGUGCUGCGGGAGGAGCAAAAAAGGCGCCAAGAAGAGGAGACGGAGCGACGCCGUGAGGCAGACCGGCGCCGCCAGCGGCGGCUCCUCGAGGCAAAGAUUUGCAAACUCCGUGAAGAGCAAGAGGUGCAGGAGCAGGUGCGGCGCGAGGCAGAGAAGCAGAAGCAGAUGGAGGAGGCAAUUCUUCAAGCAGCGCGCGAAGCACGUCGCAAAGCUGAGAAGCAGGGAAACAAGGAGAAGGAAGAUGCACAGCGCUUGCGUCGCCAACGCGACGCGGAGGAAGACGCCAUGCUUCGAGAAGAGCGGCGGCGGAGAAGACAGCAGGAGGAAGCUGCCAGGAAAGAGCAAGAGGAAGCAAGACUUAGACAGGAGGAAGAGCGCACGAAGAGAGAGAAAGAGAAAGAGCAAGAGGAGAAGAAGCGCCAGGAAGAGGAAGAGGCGAAGCGUGCAGAGGAGGAGAGGAUACGAGAGGCCGAGCGGCUACGCCUGGCGAAGGAGCAAGAAGCUCUUCAGCGAAAGGCGGAACAGGAGAGAGCAGCUGCGGAAACCGAGGAGGAAGCUCGUCGUCGAGAAGAGAUUGAGAAGGAAGAGCGAAGGAAACGAGCUGAGCAGAGGAGGAAGGAGAUCAAAGAGAAAGCUGAGCGCGCGAGGAAGGCCCACGCGGCCGGUCUGCCGCCCAGCGCGGCAGCAGCGGCUGCCGCGGAGGCACUGAAGCGGGAGGCGGCGCCCGCGGAGGUCCAGAUCACCGUGGCGGUCUUGGGGCACCAAGGCUCAGGGAAAUCAACUCUGGUGGGUGCACUGUUGCUUGCUACCGGAACUAUCAGUGAGCGCGAUUUGGUGAAGAGGCGCAAGGACUUGGAGCGGUUCCCAUGCGAGGAGAUUCAACGAGAGGAUGGCCUUCGAACUCCCAGUGGAGCUGAACUGAGUCUUCUGGAUGUGCCGGGAGGUCGACGCUGCCUGCCGCAGGCUGUACAGGCCGCUGCAGAAGCAGACGUGGCCCUGCUAGUGGUCUCUGCCAAGGGCAGAGAGAUGGAAGCAGCACUACGGGAGGCCAGUGGCACCUCUGCCUUAGCUGAACAGCUCCGAGUAGCGAAAGGGCUAGGGGCAAACAGGUUGUUGGUUGCAGUCACAAAGAUGGAUGACGCACAGUGGGCGCAGGAUCGUUUCGACGAGGUGACGGCGGCAUUGACACCGGUGCUCACCAAUGCAGGAUUCAAUCAAGCAGCCGCCGUCUUUGUGCCGGUCGAUGGGCUUUCCAACCAAUUGGAUGCCCGCAAGGCUACCUGGCACACCAGCGGUGGCUUGCUCCAGUGCUUGGACGAGGGAGCUCAGACUCACGAGCCAAGGUCAGGAGAACUGCAAGUGCUUCUCUUCGAAUCUUUCGCGGCGAGUGCCAAAGGUCUCCGUGUCCGUGGCCGUGUGGAACAAGGACUUCUGCAGCCGGGCCAGUCCUGCCGCCUGGUGCCUCAUGGAUCAGAUGCAUGCACCAUCGAGGUUCUCCAAACGGCCACAAGGCAGCCACAGCCUUUGCAAGAGGCAAAGAGUGGGCGGCAUGUGGAGCUUCAGCUUACUGGAAGUCUACCAGACUGGCCCAACACAGCAGGGGCCACAGCACCAUCUUGGCGUGGCGCGGUCCUAUGCAGUGAGACGGAGCCUGUCCAGGUGAGCGAUUACCUGAAGGCACAGAUGGAGGUGAUCGAGAUGCCCAGACCUUUGACAGCCGGUUUCAAGGCUGUCCUCCACGUUCAUGCAGCAACGGUCGAAGCUGAAAUCGAGAAGAUUCUGGAAGCCUUUGACUGGGCAACAGGCGUGACCAGUGAGAAGCCCAAGGUGGUGAAGGCUGGUCAGCGUUUGACCGUCAUGUUGCGGCUGUCCAGAGAGGUGCCACUUUGUGUAUCACCUGGAAGCCGACUGGGCAUGGUCAUGCUACGCUUGGAGGAGACCACUGUGGCCAUUGGCCACGUGAUGGAGGUGAAGUGAUCUCCAGCUGCAGGCUCAAUGUGUGAGGGCAAGUCCUGGAGCAAAGACCCGUCACAGUCUUUGUGACUUUUUUGCGCGCCAUCCAGCAGUUCAGAUACUUUCAAC